Molecule: messenger RNA, 1229 nt
Organism: Ficedula albicollis (Collared flycatcher)
Lineage: Eukaryota; Metazoa; Chordata; Aves; Passeriformes; Muscicapidae
Gene: VAX1
Product: ventral anterior homeobox 1
Exons: 2
Coding region: 530-1162 (210 amino acids)
Biological process (GO): central nervous system development; brain development; neuron differentiation
Molecular function (GO): DNA binding
Source: RefSeq, a predicted model, not a curated record
UGUGUUUCCUGAAAGCAAGACCAAUCAUUUCAGUUUAUUCACUGGCUAAACUCUACUUGAUUGGGGACAAGCACACAAACCAUCCAUUACGAUCUGAUAUAUUAUCCAAACAAUUUAGUGUAUUCAUGAGGUAACCUAAAUGUGGAGGCUGCAAAAUUACCCGUAAUCAAUUGAAACAGCGAGUGCGCGUCCCUCUGUGUGUCUAACAACUACAUGUCUCUGUAAUAAGGCAGACAUUAAAUCAUUUUAGAGUUGUACUGUUGAGUACCUGAUCACUGGGCGCUCUGGGAAGCUGGACAGUCACAUUAGGACGCUGGGACUGAGGAAGCCGCUGCUUUUCCAGUGGGAUAAACCCGAUCUUCCUUACUCAAGGUGCUUUACAGAUCCCCACCGAUCUCACCCUAAGUCGUGCAAUAUCCAGCAUAGACUUCGUCUUCUUCUUCUUCUUCUACUCUUCUAUAAUUUUUUUGUUAUCGUUGUUGGCGCUUUUUUUUUUUGUUUUUGUUUUGUUUUGUUUUUAUUGCACUACAUGUUUGGGAAACAAGACAAAAUGGACGUUAGAUGCAGUUCAGAGACUGAAGCUAACCGGGUCUCGAAGAACGGACAUAAAGAGGGCAAGGAAAGCAAAGGGUCUGAAGGAAAUAUUUCUACUUCUUUUUUGAAGGAUCAGCAAGGGACUUUUUCUGCCUCUGCAGCUACGGAAGGUUGUAAUAAAAGUAAAUCUAGUUCGGCCGAUCCGGACUAUUGCAGGAGGAUCCUAGUUAGAGAUGCCAAAGGUUCAAUCCGAGAGAUUAUUCUGCCUAAGGGGCUUGAUCUGGACCGUCCCAAGCGGACCCGCACCUCCUUCACGGCCGAGCAGCUGUACCGCCUGGAGAUGGAGUUCCAGCGCUGCCAGUACGUCGUGGGGCGGGAGCGCACCGAGCUGGCCCGCCAGCUCAAUCUCUCCGAGACUCAGGUAGCGCCCCAAGGACGGGGAGCCGCGGCUGCCCUGCCCUGCCCUGCCCUGCCCUGCUCCGCGGGACCCCCUUCCCGGCCCGGGCAUCUCCUGCAGGCCCAAGCACACGGCCCUGAGCCACAGCGGGGGCGAGGGGCGAGGCAGCCCCGAGGUGCCCACGCGUGUCUGGGCAGGGGGGGACGCGUCCCGCCGGUGGGAUGGAGCUGAGGGGCUCGUGGCUGAGGCAUCCUGGCGAGGGACCCCUAGCAGAGUGUGUCCCUAACUGCGUGCGUCC